AGAUCUAGCUGCAUUUAUAAUAAAUAUAGGAAUAGAAAUAGAUCAUCAUUAUGCGCUUACGCAUAUGCAGUUCUCGUUGUUCUUUUUUUACAGUGGACGUAUAUCAAUCUACUUAAUAGCGUUGUAUGCCGACUUCUAGUACUAAUGAAGUACCUGCUGCAUUAAAGCUAAAAAAAUGUUUCGUCAUCUUUCGGCGUCUCUAGCAGUAGUGAGCCACCCGCAAGCCACACAGGAGCGUUCCCAGUCAUCAAUGUGCCGCAAACUAAAGAUCGGACGAGGACUCCUCACUCUGCUGUCAACGCGGUUAUUCCUAGUCACCCCUCCUUGCGACCACAUCAACCUGACGCACGCGCUCGCAGUCGAUCCUCGGUCUGUUGAAGAGUCUAAGAAUGCCAGACAACGUGACGAAAUAGCGGAUCUGGAAGCUGCAUCGAAGCGAAUACUACAGCGAAGUGAUAAUGAGGUCCUCGCGGUGGAGAAGGAUGAAGCGCGCCUUGAUCAGCGAAGGAACCAUCAUACUUCUGAACAGAGCCGUGUCGUGGAACUUGCAGAGACCCAGCGGUUAGAGCGAGAGGGUGUUGAUGAGGAUCCCCCACUAGGUGACGCAGAGGAAGCGAACGAAACUGUAGUAAAGUCUGGACGACACGACCCGCAUAACAAGGGGAGACGAAAAAGCACAACAAUAGGUGCUGCAACUGCAUCAAAUAGUACUAGUACUACUGGCGCAGGGAGAAGGGAAGAAGAGAACGAUGAAGAAGCGUCUUCAUUGUUCACGGCUAACGCAGAAGGAGCGUCAGAAGGUGCAGAUGAGGCUUCUUCAGAAGUAGCUACCACGCAGACGCAAUUAGACGUUUCACCUCAAGUAGACCCGACGAGACCGCCUUCGCAAGACGAUCUUGACCCUUUGUCUGAUUUAGAGGAUACGUUUUCGAUCUUGGGCACAGUCGCUCAGAAUGCGCUGACAGAAAGUGAGACGGAUUUCCUCAAGGAAAGGCGCGAGAAUAAACGAGCUGUGAAAGACCUCUGGCCUCCCAAUGCACGUACUGAAGAUAGAUAUGUUUCCUGCUUGGGGACGACUUGUCUUUUGAGUUUUGUAUCGUUGUUUCCUUACUUUGACGUUCGACUAGUUAGACUAGUAGAAGCACUCGUUAGAUUAACUUCAACAUUGUAGUUGGUUCAUCUGUUUUUUUGUUCGGUUAACUUUUAAGAGCACGUCGUAAUCGUAAUCAUUUCCACUUGUAACACCAACCUGCAGAUGACAUCAUCACGUUCUCCCUCGUUGCGAUUGGUCUCUUGAUCGCGGCAUGUGGUGGCAUUGGUGGAGGCGCGUUUCUCGUUCCCCUUUACAUCAUGAUUCUCCAGUUCCCCACAGGCAACGCAACCGCUCUUAGCAACGUCACCAUUUUCGGAGGCUCCAUCGCCAAUGCCUUGUUCAAUCUUUAAGGCAAUCACGACGAGAACAUCCUCAGCAUCAGUCUUGCCCUCUACUUUUUUAAGGGGAAAAAGAGUCCUCUCGGGGGCGGUAGAUCUAAAUCAGGGAUGCGACGCGGUAGCUCUAAAAUUUGAGGAAAAAGACUGAUCGUGGCAGUCCGUUGAUAGAUUGGGACAUCAUCCUCUUGAUGGAACCGAGUACGAUUCUAGGAGCCGUUGCAGGGACAUUGGUGAACAAAGUCUUGCCGAGUUUUGCGCUACAGUGCAUGUUGACAGGAAUUUUGCUCUACAUGGGCCAAAACACCUUGGAAAAAGGUUUCAAAAGAUUGCGGCAAGAACAACAACAAGCUAGUACAACAUCAGGAACUUCACCCUCGAGCAACAUGCUUUCCAUCCCAACACAUCAUGCUGAUCCUCUCGGUGGCACUCUCACACUAAAGCCUAUGCCUAGUCGUGACCCUAGAAGUAUAACUUCGCCCCCUGCCCCAACCUACCCCCUCGCAAGUGGGACCUCAUCUUCGAGGUCUACGUCUUCUUCAGCGUCACCCACAACGGAAUGGUGGGGUAGUACUAAUGGAGACCACAAUAAUUUCGGCCAGGAACAGGAAGGUAUGAAAGAAAAAAGUGCACUCACACUCUCACGACACUUAAGCAAGUAGCUACUUUCUUACUUCAUUCCGAGCCAACUUCUUGAGCGUGAGUGCACUUCUUCCUUUCAUAGAAGGACAAGGAGGUGAUCCCUCACAUCAUGCUCCGCCAAUAAAGAUAACUGCGCCAAACCCGAAUCCGUCAAAGCAGUUCGACGCAGAAGGGCUACUAGGGCCAGCACCUGUCGCAUCCGGAGGUUCCGCAAAUCCAUUGUUGAUCGUGCCAGCGGAACCUCUCAGUUCAAGCAGAAUGCCAUCAUCGCGAGAGGUGGGGAAAUCAUCAGCGUCGCAGUGGGCUAAGGUACGAAUACAACAACUUGGUGACGCUACUAGGGCUCCUAGCCCUAGUUGUAGAUGAUGACGUGAACGUGAUUACUGAAAGAAGCCGAUCUUUUUUGAGUUUUGAAGUUUGAAGAUGAAUCCUUCAGCUAGUACUAUAUCUGGAUCUACUUUGCUCGAAUCCGCCGUAAACCUAAACGUAAGCCGCGACCACCUCUCACAGUUCCUCGCCUUCAUGCCACUCUACAUCAUCGGGCUUGUGCUGCAAGUUGUACGUGGAGAUGGCCAUAAGUUUCAGCCUGUGGCUGAGUGCGGAACGGUCGGCUAUUGGGCUCUCACACUUCUCAACAUACCAGUCAUAGUUUUCUUCCUCUGGCUCUACCGUAGGCACAUUCUGGCCGACCUAGAGGCUGCAAAGGCCGAGACCGGCUACCAUCAUUCCUCUGGCGCUAUCCCACUAAGCGCAAGGUCAAGCGGUACGUCUAGUAGUGUGAGCUCCGUGACCAGUGCUAGAUGCAUGGAGAGCCAGUUGUUCAACGGCACAUCAACCGUAGCUUCGCACCAAGCAUUAGACGGCACAUCAACUGUAGCUUCCCACCAAGCGUUAGACGUGAUUCAUCCGGAGCAACGAGUAGCUGCUGUAUCUGUAACAGAUGCCUCAGCAGCGUUUACGACACCGAAGAUAGGAAGUGGGCAAGCUGCGCGAAACAGAGCCCUCCCGCCUUCAGCAACGACAACAGCUAUUUCAUCUGGUGUUAGUAGUUUCUCUGGGUCUGGCGUUUCGACACCAGCUUCGGCAGAACAGAUACUCAACAGUGGCAAGAAUAGCAAGCACCGUUCGUCGCCCGAUUCAGAAGAUCAUGGUAUUGGAACGGGGACAAGAAGAAUCAGAACAAAUAAUUGUUCCAAUAACAUCAAUAUGAUGGUGAUCGACGAAGGAGCAGGAACGGGAACUACAGGUGUAGAAACUACGAGAAGACCAGGUCUUCUAGCAGCUCCACCCCCUUCGACAUAUGCUCAGUCUCCACCUCCACAAGCAGCAUCCUUACCCAGCGACACCAUCCAAUGGGACCGACGGAAUACGAUCACAUAUCCAGCUAUCUGCACAGCCGCAGGAUUGAUGGCAGGAAUGUUCGGCGUAGGUGGAGGCAUCGUCAAAGGCCCUUUGAUGCUUGCUCUUGGUGUGGAGCCGAAAGUCGCCAGUGCAACGGCUGCGUACUUAAUCAUACCACUAGUAACUACUUUCCGUUUGAUUCUUGUCGAAGGUCGCUCUGUUACCUCAAGUAGUGCAUGCUGAUUUUUUUAACAGAAGCUGAAAAGUUAAUCUGGUGCUUAUAAAUAUGUUCUUUUUUCGAGGACGAUAUCGAUCAAAAUGAUCAAAGAAAUAGCAUCACAGUGAUGAGAAGAAGCGUUUCUCACGAUGGUCUCAUGAGGCGAGAGCCUUUUUUUCCAACCCGUAAACCCAGCUCACUUUGACGUGAUACUACGAAUUGAUCUCCAGAUUGUCAUGAACAUGAAGGUCUAGUACAAUGCUAACAUUUUUCAUCCUGCUUAAAUACGUCCUUGGCCUUCAUCACCUUGCUCUGGGAUAUUAAUUCAAAAAGAUGAAGAUCCUUCGCAAGAACCCUAGCUCUCGAAAAGGACCAAUCAAAAAGAGCACGAUGAUUUUCUUCACUCCCUCAAAAAUAAACAGCACGAUGAUUUUCUUCACUUCUUCGACCGCUUGCGUGUGCUAUCUGCUCUUCAACGUCCUCUAUGUCGACUAUUCCCUCUUCGCCUUCACGAUGGGUUUCACCUUCACGAUGAUCGGCCAAGGCGUCAUCGCCAAAACGUUUGCUAGUCGACAAGCGCCAGUGAUCUUGUCGAUGGCAGCAGUGAUAUGCAUAUCCUCGAUUGCAGUAGGGGUACAAGCAACCCGAAAUUACUUCCUAGGACACGGGUUCGAGUUUAACAACCUGUGCUCCGCGGGAGGCGGUAACGCUGGGGAGGCAGCGGGUCCAUCAGAGCUGUUGCAGACGAUGGUGUAUGGACAGCCAUAACUAAAACGCUAGCUACCACUUUUUUAUGUUUUACUCAGAAGUACUCGUUAAUUCGUUUUUGCCCUUUUGUUUCACUUUAUCUUGAUGACACUUCGCAAAUAAUCACUGUAACGCAUCCACAUCCACCUCUCAUACAAAAUGAAACCUAUGUAUCUAAUUUUUUGUGAGAAAUCUCAUAGUAAUAUCUAACUAUCAGUACUAGAGACUGUCCCGGAUGUUGAAAGUAUUGCAGGAUUCUCUUACACUGAAGACACUACUUUUGAGCAUGGUUAUGUUGACACAACACAUCAUUAGAAUAAGUCUCUUAGCUUGACACGACUUCUCCGUCCUUUUACCAUCUACGACUACUAACCAGCGUGCUAGUACAAGAAAGACUGAUGUAUAGGUACAACGUGUUUUUUGCUAAUCUCGAGCUGCAGGCAAGCGGUCGUAGAUUGUUCCUUUGGUGAACUGUUGCGUUAAUUGUUAA
Amoebophrya sp. A25 is the source of this 4865-nucleotide messenger RNA. Lineage: Eukaryota; Dinophyceae; Syndiniales; Amoebophryaceae. The record is from the annotation of a GenBank genome assembly.